AUGUUGGAGACAGAGAUCAAGGAGGAGUCGGUGGUGCUGCGGCUGGAGAAGGGGACGGCAGUGAAACGCUACUCCUAUAGACACAGACCAGAGGACGGUACACUCAGGAUACGGCGAGAGACACACCAUAUAAUAUGGACUGUCAGUCAGAAUACUUCAGAACUAAUAAGUAAGUUUGUCCUCCUGGCAGACAUCAAGGAAGUGCGGGCAGGACAGGGAUCCAGGGACUUCAAAAAGUGGAUGGACACAAAGGAAGCUCAUAAACAUGAAAACACAUGUUUUGUUAUUUACUAUGGAAAGAAAUUCAAAUUAAGAUCCCUUUCUAUAGCUGCCAUUGGGGAAUCAGAAUGCAAAGACUGGAUCCUGGGACUGGAGCACCUCAGAAAGGAGUAUCCAGAUGUACCAUACAUUAUCCGUCUUGAAAGAUUUCUCCGCACAGAAUUCUACAACAUGGAAAACCGAGAGAACAAAAUAACGAUGCAAGAUGUGGAGAACUUUCUGCCCAAGAUUCAUUACCGGACCACCAACCCUCGAGUAAAAUCCAUUUUUGACUCAGUGGAUGACCAGAGGCGAGGAGAGAUUGGCUUUGACCAAUUUCUAGAGCUCAUCAAGAAGAUCACUUGGGAAGAACAGGAAGAUCUGACCAACUACCGGCGACAGACUGAUGGUGAACAUGACCGCCCCAACCUGUAUUUGAAGCGUCUGUAUAGACAUCAAUGGCCGUGCCUGUUCUAAAUAUUUUCCUAUUCUGUCUACAAAUGUUAUUAAUCCACCAUUGAAGGUCAAAUUUCAUACCCUCUGUAAUUCUCAUGUAACUAUCAAAGUUCCCUUGUUUGAUUUUCAAAGCUGCAAUUUUUUCAGCUUCCAAAUUCCUGUAAUGUAGCUUGCCAAGCUCCACUACUGGAAUGGCAGCAACCAGUAGACCUAUAACUCUGCCUACUACCCUGAUUCUAUCUGUACAUUUAUUUCUAAGAGUGUCACAGGCAUGUGUGAUUUUCUGAAUCCUGCGUUGUGGCAAUGAAAGUCAUAUUAUUAGUAUCAAUAAUAUCACCCAAGUAUUCAAUGGUCUGAGUGGGCUCCAGCACAGACUUGUCCAUGUUAAUGAAAAAACCUAGUUUAUGAAGUAAUUCAAUGGUAUCAUCUACACAAGCCAGACAGUCUGUCCUAGACUUAUCACAAAUUAAAGAAACAGCAAUAAAACUAGUAAUUACAUGGCCUUUUUCUCUCAAUG
Molecule: messenger RNA, 1231 nt
Organism: Portunus trituberculatus (swimming crab)
Lineage: Eukaryota; Metazoa; Arthropoda; Malacostraca; Decapoda; Portunidae
Product: 1-phosphatidylinositol 4,5-bisphosphate phosphodiesterase gamma-1-like
Exons: 5
Coding region: 1-735 (244 amino acids)
Biological process (GO): phosphatidylinositol-mediated signaling; positive regulation of epithelial cell migration
Molecular function (GO): phosphatidylinositol-4,5-bisphosphate phospholipase C activity; calcium ion binding
Source: RefSeq, a predicted model, not a curated record